AUGGAUUUCACGCUACCCAUAAGAAGUCAAGACAGGAAGGAUUCCUCCAGCUCUCCUCUUCUGGGGCCUCGCAGCAGCUGCAGAAGGAAACAUUACCAGAGCGUCAGGAGAAAGCUGCGGCCUGGACGGAUCUUUGGCUUCGCCGCCAGCCUGGUGGUGGUCUGCAUAGUGGGUUCAUGGAGUGCCUUUUCGCUGGCCACGAUGGUGGCCAAAGAGCUGGGCCCAGAUGCAGAGGGCUCAGCAGAGGCAGCAGGGCCCCACAGAACUCUUCUGCAAUACAACAACCUCUCAGCAGCGGCAGACGACACACCGGUGGCCAUGCGAUCAUCUGAGAUAGAGAUGAAUCACGGAGACUACCCAACGGACUACUUCACCGUGGAGGACAGACGUCAGGGCUUUGUGGUGUUUCAUAUGUUUGGUAUGCUCUACAUGUUCAUAGCCUUAGCCAUCGUCUGCGAUGAGUUUUUUGUACCUGCACUAACUGUCAUCACAGAGCAGCUGGAGAUCUCUGAUGAUGUUGCAGGAGCCACCUUCAUGGCUGCAGGCGGCUCAGCCCCAGAACUCUUCACCUCUAUCAUUGGAGUCUUUGUCUCCCACAGUAAUGUAGGUAUCGGCACCAUCGUGGGCUCUGCUGUAUUCAACAUCCUGUUUGUGAUCGGGAUGUGCGCCCUGUUCUCCAAAGAGGUGUUGAACCUCACCUGGUGGCCUCUGUUCAGAGACGUCUCCUUCUAUAUCAUUGGCCUGCUCAUGCUCAUCUAUUUCUUUCUGGAUAAUCAAAUUGUGAUGGGGGAAAGUAUCAGCCUGCUGAUGUGCUACACCUGCUAUGUGACAUUCAUGAAGUUCAAUCGCAAAGUAGAAAUGUUCAUCAAGGGCUUGCUGGGCAGCAACCAGGUGGAUGAGCUGGAGAGUCCACCCAAGGAGAUUGCACCAGUAGAUGAUGAGAACAAGCUGAUGGCAAAGCCCCGGCUGCAGAGGGAGGGCAGCUGUGCUUCUCUACACAACUCACUGAUGAGAAACAGUAUCUUCCAGCUCAUGAUCCACACCCUGGACCCCCUGAGCGAUGAAGGACGUUUCAAAGAGAAAGCGUCGAUUCUUCACAAAAUGGCGAAGCAGAAGUGUAAAGAUGACGCUAUCAAUGCCAACGGUAUAGCUGAUAAAAACAUCCCCAACAGUUCGAACGUGGCAGUGGAGGUGACGCCACCCAUGAACGGUGUCGCAGGAGGGGAAGAGGAAGAGGAAGAUGAAGACCAGCCUCUGAGUCUGGCCUGGCCUGACACCAACAGGAAAAGACUCACUUACCUAAUUAUCCUGCCCAUUGUCCUACCACUGUGGAUCACACUGCCCGACGUCAGGAGAGAGAGCUCAGCAAGGUUCUUCCCCGUCACUUUCAUCGGCUCCAUUUCUUGGAUUGCUUUCUUCUCCUACCUGAUGGUGUGGUGGGCUCACCAGGUUGGAGAAACAUUCUGGAUCACAGAGGAGAUCAUGGGUCUGACCAUAUUAGCAGCCGGCACUUCAAUCCCCGACCUGAUCACCAGUGUAAUUGUGGCGAGAAAAGGCCUCGGGGACAUGGCCGUGUCCAGCUCUGUGGGCUCCAACAUCUUUGACAUCACUGUGGGCCUGCCAUUCCCCUGGCUCGUCUACAACAUCAUCAACGACUUCAAGCCGGUACAGGUGAGCAGCAACGGCUUGUUCUGCGCCAUCGUCCUCCUCUUCAUCAUGCUCCUCUUCGUCAUCAUCUCCAUCGCGUCUUGCAAGUGGAAAAUGAGCAAGAUCCUGGGCCUUUCAAUGUUCGUGCUCUACUUCGUGUUCCUCAUCGUCAGUGUCAUGCUGGAGGACAAGAUCAUCACCUGUCCUGUCACCGUCUGA
This is a messenger RNA of Limanda limanda (common dab), 1866 nucleotides long. RefSeq names its product solute carrier family 24 member 2 (gene slc24a2b). Gene Ontology annotation, molecular function: calcium channel activity; calcium, potassium:sodium antiporter activity. NCBI's taxonomy places the organism in Eukaryota, Metazoa, Chordata, Actinopteri, Pleuronectiformes, Pleuronectidae. The transcript has 9 exons. Gene Ontology annotation, cellular component: membrane. Gene Ontology annotation, biological process: calcium ion transmembrane transport; long-term synaptic potentiation; intracellular calcium ion homeostasis. The record is from RefSeq and is a predicted model, not a curated record. The coding region runs from base 1 to 1866 and encodes 621 amino acids.